Dreissena polymorpha is the source of this 2407-nucleotide messenger RNA. RefSeq lists its product as uncharacterized. The record is from RefSeq and is a predicted model, not a curated record. Gene Ontology annotation, molecular function: oxidoreductase activity. The transcript has 5 exons. NCBI's taxonomy places the organism in Eukaryota, Metazoa, Mollusca, Bivalvia, Myida, Dreissenidae. Bases 1 to 2301 code for a protein of 766 amino acids.
AUGGAUGUGUUGCAAAAAAUCUCAGCGGUCUUGUGUGUUUUGGUUUUCACAUAUGCUGAUGCUGCCCAGAUCGACAAUUUCCUUCUACCAGAGCUCGCUGACUGUGUCAAAAGUCUUUCAACGUUAGUAAAAACCACUGUUCCAAACACUCCGGUAUCCGUUCUAGACAUCAAAACACGGGAAAAUGCCGAACAACCGACUGGCUUAGAAAUAGCAAUCGACUACGCAGGCACCGAAGUGCCACGACUGGAGACGCCAGAAGAUGUACACAUGUAUUGUAUUCAGCAGUUCGUGUGGAAAGCUGACAUGGUGCGAUGGGAGGACUACAACAUCACAAAGACGGACAUAGACUUCGUGAACGGCCUUCUUGAAUCCAUGAUGAAACCAAAAGGUGUAAAGCACGCAAGAAGCAAGCGUCAGUACUAUGGUCCAAGUCAGUCCAAUGGUACAGGAAAUGUAUUUCCACCGACAGGAUUCAGAACUCGACGGGAAUACAGACGGAUAUCCGACGGAGAAAGAAAUGCAUUUCAUACAGUAUUGCAGACGAUGAAAACGAAUGGUGAGUAUGACACGUUCGCCAACCUUCACCGCGGUAUUGUGGAAACGUCCGCCCAUCGGGGUCCAAAUUUUCUCGGGUGGCAUAGAGUCUAUCUAGCUUUGAAGCAAUACGAAGAAUUAACAGGCAAAUUUCCCCUUCCAUACUGGGACUCCACGCUUGACUUUGAUAUGGACAAUCCGGUAAACACAAUCCUGUUCUCAGCGGCGUUCUUUGGAAACGGUGACGGACAGGUUACCACGGGGCCAUUCGCAAACUGGGUAACUCCUAUUGGUCCGCUGACAAGAAAUAUCGGCGGCGGAAGUCAGCUGUUUUCCAAAGAGAUUAUUCGAAGUAUAAUGACGCGUUGUCGGACUCGCGAUAUCACCCGUCCUACUGCGUUACCUCAGUUCGACCUUGAAUUUUUCCACGGUGGUCCUCAUGUUUGGGUCGGUGGGCAGUUGUCUGGUCUGAACACAGCCGCCCACGAUCCCGUAUUUUUCCUACACCACGCAUUUGUAGACUACAUUUGGGAACUGUUUCGCAACCACCAAUUCUUUGACUGUCGAGUAGACCCAAGUUCAGAUUAUCCAGUGGUCACUGGUCAACAUCUCUCAACCAGAGCUAUGGACGGGUUGCCAGGAUAUCGCAAUAUUGAUGGUUAUCGCAACUACUGGACGCAAAACUGGUACAGAUACGAACGUUCUCCAACAUGUCCAGUUUGCAAUUCCCCAUAUUUAACAUGCAACCCGGCUCGCAAAGUGUGCGUGUCUAUUGAACGUACGCUCGCUCCUGACGAGGCAGUGACUGUUUCUAGAAUGGCUAUGGCAGCUGAUGGAAAUGCCUUAUCCCCGCAAGUUUCUCGAGCAAGAGCGCAAGUCGCAUUGCUCGAUAUUGGCACAGUUUUCGACGCUCCUCCAGCUGAACUAAGAACGCAGAUGGGUCAAGCAAGCGCGGUUCGUCGGAAGAGGGCCUUAAAGCAGUAUAAUAAGAUGUCUAACAUAGCUGGUGUAAACGAUUCACAACAGCAAAAUGGAGAAAAACGGCUUGAAGUAGGAGAACAGUUUCUUGCACCAGAAUCCGAUGGUCGUACAUCCGAUGUUUUGGGUAGGAAUAUUGCCAGUGGUGUAUUUUUAGGAAAAAAUGAUAAUAGCUCUAUGCAAGACGUGUACUCAGGAAAAGCCUUCCCAGUCGCACAACCGAUGUCACUAGUACCUGUACCGGUAUCGAAUACGUUAGAUUUAUAUAUGAAAAACCCUAGCUCUUACAUUACAAAAUCAUCGGCCUCUGACUGGCUGUUUGCUCCUGUUCAUCUGUCGUACAACGUUGUUGGAUAUGACACCAAUGCCCAGACUCCGAGUAUGAAAUGUCUGCCAUCUGACGCAAUAUCUACUUCUAUAAAAGUGUCUGCACAAGGGCUCAAUUAUUUGGGAGAAUACACCGACUUUGCCGUAGUAGACAUCAGUAAUACUCUUCCAUCUGCCAAUGCAAUCAUUGCCAUAAGAGCUCCAGAGGUCGGGCCAUCUAUUUCCAUGGUUACCGCAAGUCACGGAUGCGGGCUUAUGUGCAAGCCAAUGUGUUUCAACACUGAAACCGGACCAUCGUAUAAACCAUGCACAGGAAUAAUGUGGAUCAAACCAGAAGACGCAACUGCAUACGUACGAUCCUACGAUGAAGCUGCGGAAAGCCUUGCAAAAGGUGGGACAAUAUUCCCAAUAUUGUUCCAGUGUCACAAGGAAAGUCAAUCCCCUUGGAAGGGGCAAUAAACCACCCCAAUGUUGAUCAUUUUGUUUUCCGAGUUACACAAUAAACAUAUGAAUACAUAAGUCAGUUUUUCUCUAGUUUUAUGCCGGAAGUAAAACGAAUACAUAA